Pieris macdunnoughi is the source of this 555-nucleotide messenger RNA. The record is from the annotation of a GenBank genome assembly. NCBI's taxonomy places the organism in Eukaryota, Metazoa, Arthropoda, Insecta, Lepidoptera, Pieridae.
AUGGCGUUGAUACCAUACUUAUUGGAUUAUGAACCUAGACGGCUCCAGGAUGAGUUGUUUGGAUUAGAUUUGGCGGAGAACUUAAUCUCGAACAUCAUUGAGCGUCCCAUGCGUCAUUAUCGACGACCCUGGAGGAACCUAUCAGCAUUGCACCGCGAUGUUGGAUCUACAAUCAAAUCUGAUAAAGACAAAUUUCAAGUUAAUUUAGACGUACAGCAUUUUUUACCUGAAGAAAUAUCUGUGAAGACCGCUGACAGCUACAUUAUUGUUGAAGGCAAACAUGAAGAAAAGGAAGAUGAACAUGGCUAUAUUUCACGUCAAUUUAAACGAAGAUACGCGUUACCCGAAGGUUGUAAUCCUGGGAUGGUACAGUCCAGGUUAUCCUCCGACGGAGUGCUAACAAUCACAGCCCCAAAAACAAGUGGUGAAAAAGAUGAACGAACCAUUCCAAUAACUCAUACCGGUCCGGUUCGAAGGAAGAUUGGCGGUGGUGAUGAUGAAGUCCAGAACGGUCAGGAAGAGGUAAAAUCUCCACAGAAGAAAAAGAAGCGCUAA